AGAGAUUGGCCCCACACACCCGGCAUCUACAGAGUUAAACCAAUGUACAGCUGCUGUGCCUGAACCCUCCCUUCCCUCCACACCUCCCUGUUCCACAGGCCCCCAGUGACCCGUAGCUUUGGCCAGAACUGCAUGCCUGUUGAUGUGCCUGAGUGUUGAGACUUGGGCACCCACCUUUUGGGGUUCAACUCUUCUCUGGUUUGCCACAGGUGGCAACGCAGCCUCAAACAAUGACCCCGAAAUGGAUGGGGAAGAUGGGGUUUCCUUCAUCAGUCCAUUGGGUAUCCUGUACACCCCGGCCUUAAAAGUGAUGGAGGGCCAUGGGGAAGUGAAUAUCAAGCACUAUCUAAACUGCAGCCACUGUGAAGUAGACGAAUGUCACAUGGACCCCGAGAGCCACAAAGUCAUCUGCUUCUGUGACCAUGGGACCGUGCUGGCUGACGAUGGUGUCUCCUGCAUUGUGUCGCCCACCCCGGAACCCCACCUGCCGCUCUCAUUGAUCCUCUCCGUCGUGACCUCUGCCCUGGUGGCCGCUCUCGUUCUGGCAUUCUCCGGCAUCAUGAUUGUGUACCGCCGGAAGCACCAGGAGUUGCAAGCUAUGCAGAUGGAGCUGCAGAGCCCUGAGUAUAAGCUAAGCAAGCUACGGACCUCGACCAUCAUGACAGACUACAACCCCAACUACUGCUUUGCUGGCAAGACUUCAUCCAUCAGUGACCUGAAGGAGGUGCCUCGGAAAAACAUCACCCUCAUCCGGGGCCUAGGCCAUGGCGCAUUUGGGGAGGUGUAUGAAGGCCAGGUAUCUGGAAUGCCCAAUGACCCAAGCCCUCUACAAGUGGCUGUAAAGACGCUGCCGGAAGUGUGUUCAGAGCAAGAUGAGCUGGACUUCCUCAUGGAAGCGCUGAUCAUCAGCAAAUUCAACCACCAGAACAUUGUCCGCUGCAUCGGGGUGAGUCUGCAAGCCCUGCCCCGCUUCAUCCUGCUGGAGCUCAUGGCUGGUGGAGACCUCAAGUCCUUCCUCAGGGAGACACGUCCUCGCCCGAACCAGCCCACCUCUCUGGCCAUGUUGGACCUUCUGCACGUGGCUCGGGACAUUGCCUGUGGCUGUCAGUACCUGGAGGAAAAUCACUUUAUCCACCGCGAUAUUGCUGCUAGAAACUGUCUGCUGACCUGUCCAGGAGCUGGGAGAAUAGCGAAGAUCGGAGACUUCGGGAUGGCCCGAGAUAUCUACAGGGCCAGCUACUACAGAAAGGGAGGCUGUGCCAUGCUGCCAGUGAAGUGGAUGCCCCCGGAGGCCUUCAUGGAAGGAAUAUUUACUUCUAAAACAGAUACAUGGUCUUUUGGAGUGUUGCUGUGGGAAAUAUUUUCUCUCGGAUAUAUGCCAUACCCCAGCAAGAGCAACCAGGAAGUUCUGGAGUUUGUCACCAGUGGAGGACGGAUGGACCCACCUAAGAACUGCCCCGGGCCUGUAUACCGGAUAAUGACUCAGUGCUGGCAGCAUCAGCCUGAGGACAGACCCAACUUUGCCAUCAUUCUGGAGAGGAUCGAAUACUGCACCCAGGACCCCGAUGUCAUCAAUACAGCUCUGCCCAUCGAAUAUGGCCCGGUAGUAGAGGAGGAGGAGAAAGUGCCCAUGCGCCCCAAAGAUCCUGAGGGGAUGCCUCCUCUGCUGGUGUCUCCCCAGUCUGCGAAGCAGGAGGAGGCGUCCUCAGCCCCCCAACCCUCAGCCCUGGCGGCGCCAGGCCCGCUGGUGAAGAAGCCCCCGGGUGCGGGCGCGGGAGCGGGUGCCGGUCCGGUGCCCCGAGGUGCAGCCGAUCGGGGCCACGUGAACAUGGCGUUCUCUCAGCCCAACCCUCCCCCAGAGCUGCACAAAGGCCCGGGCUCCAGAAACAAGCCGACCAGCCUGUGGAACCCCACCUACGGCUCGUGGUUCACCGAGAAGCCAGCCAAAAAGACCCAUCCCCCACCGGGCGCGGAGCCGCAGGCCCGGGCUGGAGCGGCCGAGGGUGGCUGGACCGGGCCGGGUGCGGGGCCCCGCAGAGCCGAGGCUGCGCUGCUGCUCGAGCCGUCGGCGCUCAGCGCCACCAUGAAGGAGGUGCCCCUGUUCAGGCUGCGCCACUUCCCCUGCGGCAACGUCAACUAUGGUUACCAGCAACAGGGUCUCCCCUUGGAAGCCACUGCUGCCCCGGGGGACACCGUGCUGAAAAGCAAGAAUAAGGUCACCCAGCCAGGGCCCUGAGCCCUGCGUCCCACUAGCUUUUCUCCCUGGCUGGAGCUGAUGCCCACCGGGAGGGAGACAGACAGAAUGACUCCACCACAAAUCCGAGACCAAAUGUCACUCACUUUCAUUUUUGUGCCAACUUGUUUUGAAGUGCCACAUUUAAAAGAGAAAAAGAAAAAAAAAGAGGAAAACUUGUUUUCAAGAUGUGUUAGAAAGGGUUUUGAGCAUGGGUUCAUCCAUCCUCUCAAAAGAAGAAAAUGCCGUUCUUAAGAAAGCGAUCAGUACAAGGCCCAGAUUGGUUGCGUAGUUUUGGUGCAUGAUCUGCUGUACAGUCCCCUCAGGCUUCUUUCCGAUUUGUGUGUGCUCUCUGCUUCCGUGUAGUCAGAAAUAGCUGCCUCCAUGUCUCAUAGGGGGAGUCGUAGGUGUUUCCUUGCCUUGUGGAUAUGAACCAUUCGAGGGGCGAGGGAACAGAAAUAAAGGAAUUAAUUUCAAUGACUCAGCAUGGGGAGAGACGUUAUUUACUUGGAAAAGAAAUAUCAUACACUGUCAUCGCUGUGGAUGGUGGUUAGAGGCUUUUAAUUGUUCUAACUCAUUGCCUAUUGUAAAAAAAAAA
Messenger RNA from Rattus rattus (black rat), 2831 nucleotides. It is a transcript of the gene Alk, whose product is annotated as ALK receptor tyrosine kinase. Gene Ontology annotation, biological process: multicellular organism development; regulation of neuron differentiation; regulation of cell population proliferation. Lineage: Eukaryota; Metazoa; Chordata; Mammalia; Rodentia; Muridae. Bases 143 to 2236 code for a protein of 697 amino acids. Gene Ontology annotation, molecular function: transmembrane receptor protein tyrosine kinase activity; ATP binding. The transcript has 13 exons. Gene Ontology annotation, cellular component: membrane; signaling receptor complex. The record is from RefSeq and is a predicted model, not a curated record.